AUGCCGCGACUUCGGGCCGCACUGCCUGCUACCGACGAUGGCGACGGCGAGAGUCGACACGUCCCAACGUCACUCCCAAAUACGCCUUCUCUGGGAAAUCCAGAUCCCUCACUUGGGCUGCGUCCUACAUUUUCGGGAGAGUGGAAUGUUGAUCGGAGAGCCCGGACAAGCUCACCGCUCGUUGAUGCCUCAGGCAUCUUCCAGGAUGGUCACCUUCAAAACUUAGGAGAGCCGAAGCUACGAGGCAGCUUCCACGAAGACACUAGCCAUCCUAAAGAUGGACGCGGCGUUCUGCCUCUUGUGGAUCCGGCUGCCACAGCUGCAGCGAUUCAAGUAUCCGAGGCUGAAUUGGCAACGGCUCAGCUAGCUGGUCCGGUUCACCCGGACGUGGUGCCAUUGUUCACGCCCGUCGGUGCCAUUGGCGCGCAUGGGACACCUCACUCGCAUCUUGGCCGUCUGCCGGACGGCCGACUAGUUCAGCUCUACCCACCUGUGGAGCGAGCUUCACAAGCAUGUGAGCUGUGUCGACGGCGCAAGGCCAAGUGCUCUGGUGGCAUGCAAUGCGAUCGAUGCAAGAAGGCAAACAAAGAAUGCGUUUAUGCACAAGUCAACCCUACAAAGCGCUUCAAGGAAGAACGUACAACGGAUACUCUUACCAGAAAUUCUGGUCACGGACUGCUCGCCGCUCGCGCGCGUGGUCGACGUCGUGGCUAUGGAAGUUCCCGAGGCCUGAGAGGGUCAAAGCUCCGUCCAGACGGAAGCACGGCUAGCGCCAGUGUCGAAUACAACACUGACGGCUCAUCCACAAUCCCAUCUAUGAGCAGCUACAAUCACAGAAGCGCCAUGCCCGCACACCUUCAUGCUGCCAGCAACCCUAGUAUGUCGAGUCUUAUCGAUGCUGAGCUUGCGGAAGACGCGAACAAGAGCGCUUGGAAUCGCGGCCCAGGAGCUAUGCUGCACCACGCAGCGAACUCUCAAGGGUUACCGCAGACUGCUUCGAUGUCACCAAAUGCUUCCGCGAGCUCGGUCAGUCUGCCGCUCAGCGCCUCGCCACAGACAGGCUCGCCGUGGAUGGGCUAUCCGCAGCACUCGUAUGGCGGCCAUGCUUAUCAGAUGCCGUAUCCAUCGCACAAUUUCCAUGGACAAAAUGCGCUGGGUGUCCAAAUGUAUGCAGCUCACCCGGAAGAAGCAGCGAACAGCGGCAUCUCUUCGAGCUCUUCGUCGGUCGCGCCCCCGCCAUCGUAUGACGAGUACCAUCGAAAAAUGCAUACCGGCUCAGGCGCCGUCGCGAUCGAGAUGGGUCAGCACCAUAAUCCGUGGCUGCACACCCAGCAUGCGCAUUACAAUGCGCCACAGCCCUACGAGUACGCUGCCCACCAUCAAGCAGCCAUGGGCUCGGCACCGUUCGUGGACCAUCAUUCAUCGACCGAUAGCUCACGCUGGAAGCGCGACUUCAUCUCUGCGCAAGACUUUUCAUAG
Ceraceosorus guamensis is the source of this 1479-nucleotide messenger RNA. RefSeq lists its product as hypothetical. The record is from RefSeq and is a predicted model, not a curated record. Gene Ontology annotation, biological process: regulation of DNA-templated transcription. Gene Ontology annotation, molecular function: DNA-binding transcription factor activity, RNA polymerase II-specific; zinc ion binding. The transcript has 3 exons. Bases 1 to 1479 code for a protein of 492 amino acids. NCBI's taxonomy places the organism in Eukaryota, Fungi, Basidiomycota, Exobasidiomycetes, Ceraceosorales, Ceraceosoraceae.